Molecule: messenger RNA, 639 nt
Organism: Xylaria bambusicola
Lineage: Eukaryota; Fungi; Ascomycota; Sordariomycetes; Xylariales; Xylariaceae
Exons: 2
Coding region: 1-639 (212 amino acids)
Source: RefSeq, a predicted model, not a curated record
AUGGCUUUGGAUCUAGUUGCCGCUCAUGCUGCCAGCAACCUGGAUAUGGGCACAAACAUUUUUGUCGCCCGUGACCUCUUCAGCAGUGCCAACGUCAACACCCUUGAGGCGAGACAAGACUCGGGCAACGACACAGUGACCAUCUUCAUUGACUCGCCAGAACCUGAAAAAUACGAGUACGCUGCGUCUGUUGUUUACGCCUGCCCUGUCGAGACUGUCUACGCGCUUAGAUGUACCGCUGGCGGCCCUGACAGCGUCUGUGGUCCCGGCUUACCGCCUGUCACCGUUACAGAGAACGCGAGCGAGUACAAGGUCUCAAGUGCCGUCACGACCAAGACACAGGGUGUCGAGGUUAAGGCGACUGUCAUCGAGAGCUGCAAUCUAGACGGCACAACAGCUGCCACCUGCACUGCGACGGUUGGAGGCUCGGCUCAGGGCCAGUCGACCACGACCUCGGCCACCGUCACCUACACUGAUGCCUCCUCAUACUAUCUGCAAGUACAAAUCACGGGCGGUAACGAGAAGUUAGCCAACCCUACCGGCAAAUGCCAGAGCGGCGCAGCUAGUCUCAACACCCGGGCCGUCGCCUUCUGGGGCAUCCUCGGUGCUGUCGGCGCCGUCGGUGCUCUUGCUCUCUAA